AAGGAUCAAACAAUAAACCCUUCAAUUUUUUGAAGUUAACUUAAAAAAGUAGAGUUGGAUAAACCAAAGCUAUACAAUUUCGUUUUCUCGAAUUCAACUUGAAAAAAUUAGAAUGUGAAAAUAUUUAAAUUUCUUAAUUUUAUGUGUAAUAAUCACUGCCCCUAUUUACUAUAACUUCGUUGUAAGAGCAGCAACUACCAGCAACUGAUUUGGAAAUGCUAAUGGUGUCAUGGUUCAUGUUGUAAUAGUAUAAUUUCAUUUUGGCGCAAUAUAAAAAUGUUGGAAAAGGUGGCUAAGGAUUACUCAUCGUACUUUAAACUAGAUGUUGCCGAUGGAUUUCAAACAGUGCAAGAUGUUAUAGACAACAUGAUAACAAGACUGGAAGAAUUAAAUAGUGUUGUGCACAUGAUAAAGUUAAAAAAUAGUGAUUGUAACACAGCUGUAACAACAGAUAUUAAUAAAUACAGAGCAGAAAUUACAUUAUUGUCUAAAAAAAUUGUAACUUUAAAUGAAGUGGUAAUAACAUUGCAGCAUAACAUGGAUAAAAUAGAAAAACAAGUUGAAAAGGCAGAAUCACAUUUUGGUGUAAAUAAUGAUAGUAAACUGACAAGUCUACUACGGCCUUUUUUAAAAAGAAAUCGUGAAACUCCAUCUGUUUCUGAUGAAAUUCCCAAUUUUGAAACACUUUCUAUAACAAGUGUGAUGCAUAACUUUGAGGAUAAUGUAUCCUGAUAUUAUAAUUUUAUAUCUUAUAUGUUAAGAUAGUUUUGUUGGGUUUGUAUGUAUUAAAUAAAAAAAAUAUUUUAAAGA
Papilio xuthus (Asian swallowtail) is the source of this 810-nucleotide messenger RNA. RefSeq lists its product as uncharacterized. Bases 277 to 732 code for a protein of 151 amino acids. Gene Ontology annotation, cellular component: BLOC-1 complex. The transcript is spliced from 2 exons. The record is from RefSeq and is a predicted model, not a curated record. Lineage: Eukaryota; Metazoa; Arthropoda; Insecta; Lepidoptera; Papilionidae.